This is a messenger RNA of Cutaneotrichosporon oleaginosum, 435 nucleotides long. RefSeq lists its product as uncharacterized. NCBI's taxonomy places the organism in Eukaryota, Fungi, Basidiomycota, Tremellomycetes, Trichosporonales, Trichosporonaceae. The record is from RefSeq and is a predicted model, not a curated record.
AUGGCCGCCCCAAUAGGUCUGCAGCACGUCAACCUCUCCGUGCCAGCCGGCACGCUUGCACUAGCUCAAGAAUUCUACGGAGCAGUCCUCGGCCUUGCCAAUGACCCCGUCCCGCACCUCCAGAAAGACGUGCUGCUCUGGUUUCGCCUCGGUGGGGGCCCUCAGCAAAUCCACGUGUCGAUUGAGCGCAACCCCCUGCCCGCGAUGCACCUAAGUAGCCGGCACCCGUGCUUUGCGCUGCCGGACGGGGCGGCGCUCGUCGAGCUGCAAGGCCGUAUCUACGAGCACCACGUAGCGGGUGGAGCUGCUGCUGCCGUCGAGUGCGAUCGGCCUGGUGCGGACAACUCGGGGUCUAAGGGCGUAGAGUAUCCCGACCGAUUCUUCGCGCGGGACUAUGCUGGGAAUCGGCUCGAGUUUGCUGUACAUUCCAUGUAA